Messenger RNA from Symbiodinium necroappetens, 1905 nucleotides. NCBI's taxonomy places the organism in Eukaryota, Dinophyceae, Suessiales, Symbiodiniaceae. The record is from the annotation of a GenBank genome assembly.
AUGGCAUGGGAGCUCCUGCCGUCUGAAGACUUCAGUACCGCGCCGCAGGUGGUGCCCAAGGAGGUGGAGAAAGGCGGCAUCCUUCGUGUCACCUCACGGGUGUGUGGUCUUGGUCCAACCGAGGAAGCUCUCUGCCCCCCAGUUCAACCUCCCGCAGCUUUGUUUGCAGAGGACGAUGCCCCGCCACCCCCCUCCGAUGACGAAGAGGAAGCUGUGCCAGAAGUGCAGCCCGAAGCAAGCGCUCCUUCUUGCGAGCUUCAUGCCGCGGUCUGGCUUGGGGAUCAGACAACUGUCGGUUCGCUGCUGCAGGGAGGUGUGGAUGUGAAUGCCGAAGAUGUGCACGGUGUCACCCCUCUCAUGCUGGCAAUCGAGCUGAUGCCACGGUCCUCCGAGUAUCUAUCCAUGGUGCGGUAUCUCUUGGAAAGGGAUGCAAAUCCCCGCUGUCGCUCCAACUUGGGCUGGUCACCACUGGACGUAGCAGUGAGCUGUGGUGAUCAGGGUUUAGUGCGCUUGCUAUUCGACGCUGCGCAAAGAGACCUGCAGCAACGCUGGCAGGUGCGUCUUGCUUCGAUUGCGAAGUCGUUAAGCUUUCUGCCAGAUUUCGAGUGCAGGAUACGUUGGGAGUUCGAGUCACCCGUAAUCCCAUUGUUGAAUAAGAUUGCGCCUUCUGAUGUGAUCCAUGUGCGGAAGCGUGGAAGUUGUUUGCGCCUGGACUCCACCUUGGCCUCCUGGAAGAGGUUUCGGUUCAGCAAGCGGCGAAAUCUGACGAUGGUCUUUAUAGGUGAGCCGCUGACCGAUGUACCAGAUGAGGAGAAAACGGCUGACCAGAUGCCGCGGGGCUUCUUCAUGAUCAACCAUGACAAGCAGUCGAUAGUUGACAUGACGCAGAGCUUGGACGGCGAAGAGGCUGCUGCAGUUGUACAGGAUCUAGUGAAAGCAGAUGCGAUGCAGUGGGACAUGAGCAUUGGAAGUGUCGAUGUCACUGAAGGGACCACGUGGCUGGGCUCUCCCGCUGGGCCGUGUGAUGUGAAUGGCUGGAACUGCAUGCGGUUCGACGUUCGAGGUGAUCUAGGAAUGACCAUGCGAAAGAAGGGCAUGCGUAUAGAUGGCCUCACCUUCCAAGAUUAUUUCGGUCGGCCCCUUCCACCAGAUGCUUGCUUGCCAGAGCUGCGACGAGAGUUCGAAGCUGCACGCCACCAGGCGCCAUACAUGGCGCCACCAGUGCCAAAACAGUCUCAGGUGCCCACGCCCUCGACCGAAUGCUUUGCAAUGGACCAAGACUCUGAGGCUGGCUCUAUCCAGUCGGAGGUGUUGGAAGAUUGGCCAGACACACAGGGGACGGGGACCCAGCCAAGUGCUCUCCCAGAGACGCUUGGAGCUCCUCGGCUUCCGGAAGCGGCAGCUCCCGGCGGCGCGCCUGCGCCUGCGCCUGCUGGCUCAACGCCAAGCAGGCCACUGGGCUCCAGAGACCGCUUGGGAACCUCCAGCCACCGGGUGUCGGGCAGUGUUUGGUUGGCGACAGAUUUCCCCAUCUCCAUGAGUCAGUUCACUCCCGUGCUUGAUGCGCUUGCGGUGCACCACAACCCCAUGAAGCGCUUGAAGGAGAUUGUGCAGUCAACGAGCCUGCAGGAGGCUGCUGGACGUGCUCGGGCAUCGGCCGAAGCGGCCGCUUUGGGUUCGCAAGAGGGGCCGCAGCAGGUCUUCCCAGUUCGUGCGGCUGUGCCCAUCAACAUGGCGAUCAGGGCCACCCUGCAUUUCGAGGCCUUCUCGUUGAUGGUACCGGAGGCGUUGUCCACGGAACUCUUCGACCUACCGCACAGUUACCGCUUCGUGGCACGUAGUGAGGCGCAAAAGACGGCCUCACGGACCAAGAAGCGAAUGCUCAUCGCCAAUCUGGCCUUGUGA